Messenger RNA from Aphanomyces astaci, 1800 nucleotides. RefSeq lists its product as hypothetical. The record is from RefSeq and is a predicted model, not a curated record. Gene Ontology annotation, cellular component: membrane. The coding region runs from base 22 to 1509 and encodes 495 amino acids. The transcript is spliced from 8 exons. Gene Ontology annotation, biological process: iron ion transmembrane transport. Gene Ontology annotation, molecular function: iron ion transmembrane transporter activity. NCBI's taxonomy places the organism in Eukaryota, Oomycota, Saprolegniomycetes, Saprolegniales, Verrucalvaceae.
CAACUUCUAUUUUUCUUCAACAUGGAUCGAACGGUGGUGGCAUCGGUGGUGGUUGGCGCGGGUUGCCUUGUCCUUUGCGCCGUCGGAGCUGGUUGUGUGGGAUAUCCCAAUAAAUGCCCCGUCGAAGGUGCGUAUGUGAUUCCCAUGGCGAUCGUCGCGGUCGCUUCGUUGGUUCCUGUCGUGGCCAUCUGGGUCGCCGCUUUCAUCGAUAGCCGACGCCGCAGCCACUCAAGCUCGAAAUCAAAGCCCGACGAGCUGACCUCCCUCGUGCCGUCCACGUCCGUGUCCGACGCGGCGGCGCGUAUUCCAGUGUACAUGUACGCUAGUCACUUUAUGUCGUCUUGGGGCGACCGCAUGUGGCAGUUUGCGAUUCCGCUGCUUUUCAUGGAGAUCUUUGUCGACACGUUGCUUCCCAGCGCCUUGUUUUCAUUGGUCGUGUACAUUGUGGGGGUGGCGACAGUGCCCGUGGUGGGGGCGUGGAUAGACCACACGAACCGUCUGCGUGUGAUGCGCGUGUCCAUCUUGAUCGAAAACGGAUGUAUCAUAGCCAGCACCAUCGCCCUCGGCUCCAUCUUAUACGUGCUGUCGUCCGAGCCUGCCACAACCACUCCGGGCGUGCACUGGUCGUGGCCGAUGAUCGGUCUCUUUGGGGUGACAGUCGUGGCGGGGGCGGUAGGUCAGGCAUACACGGACGCGCAGACGCUGUCGAUCCAGCAGGAUUGGGUGGUCGUGGUGGCUCGGGAGACGGGCGUGCCUCUGGGGGACUGGAACGCCUCUCUCCGCCGCAUCGACCUCAUCUGCAAACUGGCAUCCCCCGUCGCGUUUGGGUUGAUCAUGGACUUUGCGGGCGACGCCCCCAUGACCCGCGCGGCCACUGGGGCGGCGGUGGUUGGGGUAUGGAACCUCCUCGCGGCUCCGCUGGAGUACUGCAUGCGCGUCGACACGUACCACUUUGUGCCAGCGUUGCACGACCAGCCCAACCAGCUCAAGAAGAAACCGACGCUGAACUUCACACAGUACUUUGCGUCGUGGACCGAAUACUUUAACCACCCCACAUUUCUGGCGAGUUUUUCCUUCUGUGCGUUGUACAUGACCGUGCUGACUGGGGACGGGCUCAACUCUGCGUAUCUGCAGUGGCGGGGCGUUCCCCUUUCCCUCCUCGGGUUGAGUUCGGGCCUCGGCGGUCUCUUUGGGUUUCUUGGGACGCUGCUCUUUCCAGUGCUGUUGGCAUGUCUUGGCUCGAUUGAACGUGUGAGCGUGUGGAGCGUCUGGUGCUUCUGGGCCACCCUCGUGCCCGUGUGGGUGGCCUGUGUCUGGUAUGGCGAGUCCUCUGUGUCCGAUUACAUUAUGAUGGUCGCGGUGCUCUUCUCGCGCAUGUGGCUGUGGUCGUGCGACUUGGGGGAAACGCAAAUCAUGCAGGAAUGGGUCGAAGCUGACCGUCGAGGUACAAUGGAUAAAGAUAUGAUUCGUCAUGUGAUACUGUAUGGGGGGGGGAUAUCUGUCUCGUGAAUACAUAGUAUGCGAUAUGGUGUGAUAUGAUGUGAUGGGGGGGUGGUGUAGGCUCGAUCAACGCCAUGCAAAAUGCCACGUCCAAGCUGUUUUACAUUGCGGUACUGCUCGUGAGCGUGUUCUGCAGCGACCCGCGCGAGUUCGUUACCCUCGUGAGUGUGUCUGUUGGAGCCGUGUUGUCGUCGGCCAUUGGAUUCACGGUCUGGUAUGCCCGCCAUGUGAAGAAGUAGCAUCUCGGCUGCAGGUUAAUACAAGCUUAAUAACCUAGAACAACUCCAUUGUGCUUUUCAG